Molecule: messenger RNA, 3393 nt
Organism: Ficedula albicollis (Collared flycatcher)
Lineage: Eukaryota; Metazoa; Chordata; Aves; Passeriformes; Muscicapidae
Gene: ARHGAP17
Product: Rho GTPase activating protein 17
Exons: 22
Coding region: 15-2603 (862 amino acids)
Biological process (GO): regulation of actin cytoskeleton organization; positive regulation of GTPase activity; signal transduction
Cellular component (GO): cytosol; intracellular anatomical structure; cytoplasm
Molecular function (GO): GTPase activator activity; protein binding
Source: RefSeq, a predicted model, not a curated record
CAGCGGCCGCCGCCAUGAAGAAGCAGUUCAACCGCAUGAAGCAGCUGGCCAACCAGACCGUGGGCAGGGCUGAGAGGACAGAGGUACUCAGUGAAGACCUGUUGCAGAUCGAGAGGAGGCUGGACACGGUGAGGUCCGUGUGCCACCUGGCCCAGAAGAGGCUGAUAGGCUGUCUGCAGGGCCAGCAUGGCACUGACCCUGACAAGAGACACAAAAAACUUCCUCUAACAGCUCUGGCUCAGAAUAUGCAAGAAGGAUCCAUCCAGCUGAGUGAUGAAACUCUGCUGGGGAAAAUGCUGGAUACCUGUGGGGAUGCAGAGAACAAACUGGCAAUGGAGCUCUCCCAGCAUGAAGUGCAGAUUGAGAGAGAAGUUAUAGACCCACUGUGCCUGCUGACAGAGACAGAGAUCCCAAACAUUCAGAAGCAGAGGAAGCAGCUUGCAAAGCUGGUGCUGGACUGGGAUUCUGCAAGGGGAAGAUAUAACCAAGCCCACAAGACUUCGGGAACAAAUUUCCAAGUGCAUCCUUCAAAAAUAGAAUCUCUUAAAGAAGAGAUGGAUGAAGCUGGAAAUAAAGUAGAGCAGUGCAAGGACCAGCUGGCUGCAGACAUGUACAGCUUCGUGUCCAAGGAGGGCGAGUACGCUCGCUGCUUUGUCACGUUAUUAGAAGCACAAGCAGAUUACCAUAGAAAAGCAUUAGCAGUCAUAGAAAAGGUCCUACCCGAAAUUCAAGCCCAUCAAGACAAAUGGACUGAAAAACCAGCUUUUGGAACUCCCCUGGAGGAGCAUCUCAAGCGCAGCGGGCGGGAAAUCGCGGUUCCGAUCGAAGCCUGUGUCAUGAUGCUCCUGGAAACAGGGAUGAGAGAGGAGGGCUUGUUCAGAAUUGCUGCUGGAGCUUCCAAGUUAAAAAAGCUGAAAGCUGCCCUGGACUGUUCCACUUCCCAGCUUGAUGAGUUUUACUCAGAUCCCCAUGCUGUUGCAGGUGCCUUGAAAUCCUAUUUACGGGAGCUGCCAGAGCCUCUCAUGACCUACAGCCUGUAUGAGGAGUGGACACAAGCUGCAAAUAUUCAGGACCAGGAUAAGAAGCUCCAAGAGUUGUGGAGGAUUUGUAACAGAUUACCUGAGCAUUACCGAGUUAACUUCAGGUAUUUAAUCAAAUUUUUAGCCAAGCUUGCCCAGAACAGUGAUGUUAACAAAAUGACACCGAGCAACAUCGCCAUAGUCUUGGGCCCCAACUUGUUGUGGGCAAAGAAUGAAGGAUCCCUUGCUGAAAUGGCAGCAGCCACUUCAGUGCAUGUGGUAGCAGUUAUUGAGCCCAUUAUUCAGCAUGCAGACUGGUUCUUCCCUGGAGAUGAAGAUUUCAAUGUGUCUGGGGCGUUUGUGGCAGUUCCUGCUGUUAAUUCCAAUCACUUGUCACACACUGGGAAUGACUUUGAAUGUGGGACCCUGGAGAGGAAGAGGCCUCUGAGCAUGACUGUGAUGGAAGGGGAUUUGCUGAAGAAGGAGAGCUUUGGUGUGAAGGUGCUGGACUUCCCCUCGACCCCGCGGCGGUGUGGCACUGUAAACAGAAAGCUCACAUCCCCCGCCUUCCAGCCGCCGCUGCCGCCCUGCGAGCCCCCGGGCGGGGCGGAGCAGCCCUGCCCGCCUGCGGGGGCUGAGCCCGGCCCCGGGGCCGGCCCUGCUCCCUCUGCUGCCCCCCCGGAGCAGCCCCAGGCUCCAGGCACUGAGGAUGCCAGUACCUCAAAAUCCAAGGACAGCACAUCUGCAGCCACUCCUCCUCCGGUGAGGAAUGGCCAGGCCAGCCCUGCCUCAGCCCCCAGCACCUCCCAGCUCUCUGUCACCCAGCCCCAGAACGCUGCUGGCCCCAGUCCCCACGCCCUGAGGAGAGCUGUGAAGAAGCCGGCACCAGCCCCCCCCAAACCAACCAACCCCCCCCCGGGGCAGCCAGGAAGCCAAAGCUCUUCCCCAGCUGCUCAGCCACCUUCCGUCUCUCCAAAACCCCCAGCCAGAAGCUCUUCUCCUCCUGCUCAACACGCAAACCAAGGAGCAGCCCAGACCUCCUCCCCUUCGCAGGUUUCUGCGCCUCGGAGAUAUUCCAGCAGCCUCUCCCCAAUCCAAGCUCCCCCCCCCCCCCCCCCCCCCCCCCCCCCCCCCCCCCCCCCCCCCCCCCCCCCCCCCCCCCCCCCCCCCCCCCCCCCCCCCCCCCCCCCCCCCCCCCCCCCCCCCCCCCCCCCCCCCCCCCCCCCGCCGCAGACCCCCACUCCCCCCGACACGCCCCCGCUGGGGAAGCACGCGGGCGCUGUGCCCCCCGAGCCCUGCCCGGCGCCCGGCGCACCUCAGAGCGGCACCCUGCCCCGGCCGCGGCCCGUGCCCAAGCCCAGGAACAGGCCCAGCGUGCCCCCUCCGCCUCACCCUCCAGCUGCUGGCGACGGCGCCGCCAACCCCGCGCCCACGGCGUCCAGAAUCGUCACAGACUCUAAUUCCAGUAUUCCAGAACCACUUGCAAACCCUCCUCCAGAGCUUCCUGCAGAGCCAGCGGGCAGAGAGCUGCACAACCACGUCCUGCUGGACAUCGACAACGACACGGAGAGCACGGCGCUGUGAGCGCGGCUGCCCCGGCCUCCUCUCCUGGGGGAAAACCUCAGACCUGACAGGGAACAGCUUCUUCUGGCAACCUGGCACAGCUGGCCACAGCUGGGACUGGAGCCUCGUGGGGACACUCGUCUCCAGCGUGGCUGAGCUUGGAGGAGACCUCUCCCAAAAUCGAGCCAACCUUUGGCCAAGCCCCGGGUUUCGCCCUCUGAAGAAGUUUAAUGAUCUGGGUCUGGACAACGGUUUUCAAACUCUUGGAUGGAAGGAAGGAAGGAAGGAAUUCCUGCAGGAACUCGGCUAGGAAGCGUGGUCAGUGCUGAUGCAGGUGGUAUUAGCAGAAAUUCCAACAGAAUAAGAAGCAGAACAUUAGUUAUUUAAAGUGCAUGUCUGUAUUAGGGAAAUAAUCCUUCUCUCAGCACGGUUAGAGGUUCUUUGUAGUUCUUAGCCCUACCAGGAGCUGCCUCCCAAGGGCCAUUCCCUCUCGGAUUUGCUGCAGAUUCCCCUGAAGCCAUGAACCAAACCCCUGCCCCAGUGCUGGUGGUGACUGCUGGUUCUCAGUCACCCUGUGGAACUGUGGAUGCAUCCAGUGCCUUGAAGGACUGUCAUGCUGUAGGAGGAACUUCUGUCUCUUUAAUCAUUUCAUUGCUACUUAGGAUCAGUACUUACCCUGAUUUCAUAGUUAUUUGUAUUAACCUGCUUUGUUCAUGUGCAACUGGCAACUGUUUCACGAGGAAACCGUGGAAAUGGGGUUUGUGCUUUUGUUGAAAACGGUUGAAUUUUGAAAGAACUUUGAAACAGCUGU